Molecule: messenger RNA, 885 nt
Organism: Emiliania huxleyi CCMP1516
Lineage: Eukaryota; Haptophyta; Isochrysidales; Noelaerhabdaceae
Exons: 2
Coding region: 1-885 (294 amino acids)
Cellular component (GO): membrane
Source: RefSeq, a predicted model, not a curated record
AUGGUUCCCUUGGAUGAUGCGGCAGUCCCGUGGGAGUAUUGCGCCUUGAUGGCUGAGAGACUUGGGGGCAGCUUUGAGGAGUUCGAUCCCUGGAUCGGCGACCAUUCGCGCCACGACGGCGUCGCGAUCAUGCUUGCGGAGCCACUUCUGCCAGUUCCACCGCAGCCAGUCGUGCGCUCCUGGAAGUGCCUGCUGCUCACAAGCCUCGCCGUGUCCGGAGUCAUGAUCGCCUGCGUGCCACGGCUGCCGACAGACAAAGCUGACCACAUCCCAUCGAUGUCCACGUUGGAGGUUGAGCCAGGCAGCUACGUUAUCCCGCCUCCAUGCCUUACUGUGAUGGUUGGGACGGCGCUCAGCGGGACUGCUCUGCUCGCAGCGCUGACCGUCGCAGUGCCAGCGAUAGGCUUCUGCGAAGACGGCGUUGAAUCGGAAAGCAUCGCCGCGGCAUGGCAAGCAACCAUAGGUGAUGUGGAGAAGGAGUCGCUCUUCGCGACCUUCCAGUCCCUCGCAGCGCGAGGCGAGCUGCUUUCUAUUCUCAAAGUUGGGCUACCUGUCGUCAGUAACCUGGCCGUCGCGUCCGCCGCGUUUUGCUCCAAGCUCGACGAGAUAGAAGACGCUUCGACAGGCGCGGCUCAGGCGGUCGCCAACGCUACAGCCGCAGCCCUCACUCAAAUUGAACAGGCGGCACAAGACAGCGGCGCCGUCGAGAAGCUGGAGGGAGUAGCCGACUCAGUGGUGGGCGCCGCCAAAGAAUCUGCAGACAAGAUCGUCGCAGAGGCCGAGGAAUGGGCCGAGAAGGCGGCCAAGGAGGCUAAGGAGGCCCUAUCACCGACCGCCGAUGUUACCAAGAAUCGGUGGGAGGAGGUGACGGGCAGCUGCCGGUGA